Gambusia affinis (western mosquitofish) is the source of this 3443-nucleotide messenger RNA. Its product is annotated as plexin-C1-like. Gene Ontology annotation, cellular component: semaphorin receptor complex. The record is from RefSeq and is a predicted model, not a curated record. NCBI's taxonomy places the organism in Eukaryota, Metazoa, Chordata, Actinopteri, Cyprinodontiformes, Poeciliidae. Gene Ontology annotation, molecular function: protein binding; semaphorin receptor activity. The transcript is spliced from 17 exons. Gene Ontology annotation, biological process: regulation of GTPase activity; regulation of cell migration; regulation of cell shape. Bases 1 to 3315 code for a protein of 1104 amino acids.
AUGACAGAAGGAUCCGACCACAACCGAGGUGAGGGCGCUCCCCUUUGGGGGCAGAUGAACCGAGAGAACUGGAUCCAGCAGCAGUUGGAGUUGGCACAGAGGGAUCUCUACAAGGAUGUAGAGAUCCUGCCUUCUCCGCUGUUGCUGGAGGAGAUGGGUCUGAAGUCGGACUACGACUUGCAGAGGGAGGCUUUCCGGGGGACGAGACUGGCCUUGGCACCCCCCGGAUUCGCUCCCGGCCGUUUUUCCCGCCUGGGAGCACAACCUCCGAAGUCUGCCCGGAAGAAGCGGCGUGAGCCGCCGGUGGAUCCGGCCCCUCGUCGCCUUCUGGGAACACCACCUCCGCUGUUUGCCCGGCAACAGCGACGUGAGCCGCCGGUGGACCCGGCCCCGCGUCGCCUUCCGGGAACACUACAUCCUCUGCCUGCCCGGAAAGAGCGACGUGAGCCGCCGCACAUCUUUCAGCAAAGCUGCAGCACUUUUAGCCACAUCUUUGUAGACGCAGAGACCACAGCGUCUACCAAAGGAUGUCAGAGGUGCAUCCUUUGGUACAAGAUGAUAUUUUUUCUGCUCGGUCUGCUUUGCUCCAUCUGGGGAGAACCUGUUCAAGGUUUCAACUUUACAGAGGACCUCCGUCAGCUCGCUGUGGGCAACAACUCUGUCUACAUCGCUACAGAGGAGAACUUUUACCAGCUGAGCCAUGACCUGACUCUGAUCUACAACCUGACCCACAGAGGAAUCUUAAAGAGCGCCGACCAACUGGACCAAGAGGAGUUUUACAGAGACCCCAUGAAGGCUGUCUUAAACGCAACUUUGAAAGUUAAUGUUUUAUUACCAUUUGAGAAAAAUGACACAUUGAUCAGCUAUGGUGUGAUUGGAAACAAACUGUGUGGUUUCUGUGAAGUUCUGGACCUGAAGAACAUUUCUAAGCUGGUUCACAGUGAGUCCAUCCAGGUGGGACCUCAGAGGAGCAGCAGUGGGUCCGUCAGCUUUCUGGUGGAUGUGAAGGAGGAUUCAGGUCAGACUGAGACUUACAUUCUGACAGCGAUAAAGAACCCUAGAGACAAGACAGAGUGUAGCUAUGAUUUAAAGACAAUCAAUCUUCAAAACACCAAUCAUAAACAGCAUGGGGAUAUAUUUUCCUGGUCUUGUCGAUCAGGUGGUAAACCUGGGAUCCAAACUGAAGCUGAUGUAGAGUUUGUGGACGGAUUCCAGAUCAACUCAACAGUGUUUCUGUUCUCCAACGUGGCAUCAGGAGGUAAAACCAACAAAGUCCGUCUGAUCUGGCUUCAGGCUGAAACCAGUAAAACUCAGACUCUGAAGUCUCUUCGUGGAGCGACUCUCAGUUCCUCUGGAGGUGAAGGCAGCAGACUGCUGGCCUCCUCGGUCAUCUCAGGUGGACAGCAGGUCCUGUGGAGUGGAGUGUUCAGUGUGGACGGAGGAGAAAGUAACACUGAGCUGCUGCUGUUUGAUGUCAGUCCUGAUCUCAACAGGAAGGCAAACACAGAUCCUGACUUUUAUGCAUCAAUGGAUAAGCCAGUGAACCCAUCGGUUCCUGUGCUCCUGAAACACAAAGCUGUGCUUUUUAAGCAGAACCUCAUGAGUUCUGUUCUGGCCGUCAGGCUGAACGGCUGGAUGGUUUUCUUCAUUGGAACAGCAGAUGGACAGAUCAUCAAGCUUCCUGUGGACAGGAAUUAUCAGCCCUCCUGUCCUCAGAUCCUCUACAGAACCAGUGGAGACAACAAAGUGUUUCCAAAAGUCCAACUGGAUCCAGUGGAUCAGAAACAUCUCUAUGUGCCGUUUAAAAACCAGGUGAAACGUGUUCCAAUGUCAAACUGCAGAACUUACCAAAAUGUGAAGGAUUGUCUUUCUGCCCAGGAUCCAUUCUGUGUCUGGUGUGUCUCUAAGAAAAGCUGCUUGUUUAAAGACGACUGUAGAGGUUCAGAGAGGCUGUCCAUCCCUGAUGAAUCCAAGCAGAAAAUAGUUUCUCACAGAUUUCUGAAGGACUCCACAGGAGAGAUGAAAAUAAUCAUCCAAUCACACCUGACUAUAGAGAAGAAGGUUCAGUCUAACUUCACCUGUGAUUUCUCUACAACCUCCAGCCAGCUUUGUAAAAAACAAGAACCAAAACCACAGUACCCACAAUGCACCUGCAUUCUCAAUGAUCCUUUCCCUGCUGAUGAUCUUGACGUUACCGUGACGAUCAGACUUGGAGACACAUUUCUGACCGAAAAAAUAAAGAUGGUCAACUGUUCCAGUAUCCAGGGGCAACCAAGUUUUCACCUGUGUCAGCGGUGCAUCAGAGCAGGAUGUGGAUGGAGACAGAACAGCUGCACCUGGGAAACUGAUGCAGUCAGCAACGACAUUUGUGCAAACAUUGAGCAGUUUGGGAGAAAUUUUUCUAAACCAGAGAUCUCCUCCAUCUCUCCCAGUGUCGUUUCUUUCUAUGGCAGAAAUCAGGUUGUGUUGUCGGGUCGGAACCUCAGAGAUGUGACCAGAGUCAGGAUUAAAGCAGACCUGGACUGUGACCCAAAGGAAUCCCCGGUGUGGAACAACAACGGCUCCAGUCUGACCUUCCAUAUUCCCAGCACAGAAGCUAAAGGUCUGGCCAAAGUCUGUGUUCUCCUUCCAGAUGGGAGUUGCCACGGCAACUUCACCGUCACCUAUCAGUCUUCACCAAUCUGCACUGAUAUUACACCAAGCAGCAGCUGGAGAAGUGGAGGCAGGAUGAUCACUAUUUCUGGGACUCACCUGGAUUUGGUGGAGGGGAUCACACACAGCCCCACCCAGCAGGAAGUCAUGUCUCCCAUGAGCAGCAGCUAUCAGACUGUCAUCUAUGAAACACCUGCAGCCAAGAACCCUCUGGUGUCCAGCAGCACCGUGUUUCUGAAAGUGGUCAAUGUAACGUUGGCAUGCUCUAAGGAAAUAACUUACUAUCCUGACCCAGAGUUCUCCAGCUCCACAGCCGUGAAGGAAAGGGAAGAUGUCCGUAUCACUAUUCAGAAAAAGGCCGAUAACCUGCAGAUGACAGAAGCAGAGCUGUCAGUUGUGGGAAUUCAGAAUGAAGUUGAACAUGCCUGCAUCAUAAUACCUGAAGAAAUCAGCAACAAGACAGAAACCUUUAUCUGUGAGAUCAAAGGACUGCAAAGCUCUGACAUUGAUAUGGUCAAGAUCAAUUAUGGAAAGGAAACAAUAAAUCUGCGGCUUUUGUCUUCAUUCCAUAAAAACCUUUUGAUUCUGCGGCUCAUGCUAAUACCCUGCGUUGUUGCCGUGCUGGUGAUUAUUUGUAUGUGGAAACGACGGACUCACGGCUGAGACAAAACUCUGAUCGCUUGAAAGUUUCUGGAAGGAGAACUCCAACAAAGAGGGAUGUUUUCUUCUUUUCCUGAGCAGCUUGGUGUUUGAAUGCUUUAUGCUCAAUGACAUUUAUUUUGUUGUGUAUC